CACUCAAGCUCUGUCAUCUGGUUGCACAGAUGCUUUAUAGUUUGCCUCCUCCUUUCUCCUUUGUGGAAAUUCCUGUCACACUGCCUUGUGAUGUUAAAAAUGGUAUAGAACGACCAAUUUUACUAUGAUGUCAAAUUAACACGGACCAGAGCAAGUCGAGACAGAGGAAGAGCAAAUGAACAGCAGCCCAAGGAAAGGACUUUACAUUCCUGCUUUGUAGGAAUGUGGUUUCUCUGUACCAUGAGUUUUUAGUGAUUGUGAUCAAUUAGAUUGCGCACACUUGAAGAUUGACUCCUCUUGAAGCUAUAAUGGAGGAUACUCUUGAGUUGAAUACCACCGAUGAUCCACUACAGAACAGAACACCGGUAAUACCGGAGGAUCCACUACAGAACAGAACACCGGUAAUACCGGAGGAAGAAGAGAAGAGGGACUGGAAGAAAGGAAGUCGUCUACUCUCUGGAUUGGUGGGCUGCAAUGUCUUGUUCUUCAGCUGUGCUUUGCUAACCUGUGUGUUCACUGAGGACGUUGACAUCUUCGAGAAAGAUUUUUUUAUAUUCCUCACUCUCAUGAUGGUCCUCUGCAUCUCCUGGAUGCUUUUCCAAAUGUUCUUCACCUGGAGGAACAAGAAUGCAGUUCUGUAUAAAGAUUGCCAGGCAGGUCCAAUAUGGAUGAGAGCUGGAAUCAUUCUCUUUGGCAUUGGUUCACUUAUUAUGACCUCUUUAAAGAUUGCAUACACAGCUGAGUCCACAGAUUGCAUCACGCCCAUGAAAAUUACGCAACCUGUCAUACAAGCCCUCUUCGUCAUUGUUCAGACAUGUUUUCUUUGGAUCUCUUGCAAACAUUGUGUCCAGAUCCAUUUAAUUACUACCAGGUGCUUUCUGAUGAUGCUGUUGAUGGUAAAUCUCACUAUCUGGAUUAUCACGGUUACUGAAGAAUCCAGACAUCACACCACUGAAUUGGAGUUGUUCUUUAGAAGAAAGGCUUCAGAAACGAAUAGCACUGAAAAUAAUAAAGGUGGCGAUGAAGAUGAGAACAGCUGUGGAUGCUCAUACAAAUGUGGCAUUAACAAAAGAGUUUUUCUUUAUUUGUACCCCUUUAAUGUUGAGUACAAUCUUUUUGCUGCAGCAAUGAUCUAUAUCAUGUGGAAGAAUGUCGGACGCAAGAUUGACGAAAAUGCUUUUUUCCACCAUGGACUGGGGCCAGGGGUUCGUAAACACAUUCCACUUCUGGGCCUUUUUUCAGGUUUGGCCAUUGUAAUUACAGGCCUAGUAAUGUUUAUCUUGUAUGAAGUGGGUAGAGAGAAUGCUCAAAAACUUUGGGUAUCUUUGACAGCUUUCUACUUCUUUCAUUUGAUCAGUCUUUCUCUUAUGUGUCUGGCCAACGUGGUGGGAAUUGUCAUUUUCCAGCUGGAUAAGAGGAACAUGUGCAAUCAGAAGAACCCAAGUCGGACCUUAGAUACUGUUCUACUUGUGUUGGCAACAUUGGGCCAAUAUGGAAUAUCUUAUUAUUCUAUUAUAGCCAUGGCAUUCACGGUUCCCUUUGGCCUCAUGUGUGGUUUAACAUUUUCCUAUUCUGUACUGAUGAUUAUUCAACACUCCCUUCAAAAUGCUUUUAUAAUAGAAGGCCUGCACCGUCUUCCCCCCGCCAACUUGCUUAAAGAUCAUCCAAAAAAGACUUCCCCCAUGCCUGUGGAACAACAUGAUUCUUUAAGACGUAUAAGUGUGCAAGAGGACGAAAACAGAUUGUCCCUAACAAGCCCUCAAAGAAAUCGAAGACUGUCAAGAAGGGAGACUCUGGCACGAAACAUUAAGAGCCAUCUGAAGAAAAGAAAAACUAUGAAGGACUUUUACUUGUUUCUCUUCCUCUGUAAUAUUAUAUUCUGGAUUAUGCCAGCCUUUGGAGCUCGGAUCAGAUUUGACACUGGAUUGGAGGUGCAUUUUUAUGGAUUUUCCAUGUGGGCUAUAAUUACCAAUAUUUGCCUUCCCUUUGGAAUUUUUUACCGGAUGCACGCUGCUGCCAGUCUGCUGGAACUAUAUAGCAUGGCCUAGAAGGUCUACAAUAUGUUCUGCUGGUUGGAAUACAACUUUUUCGUACCAACAACAACUUGAAUGGCCAACACUUCAAAAGACUUUACUGAGGUUUGAAGUAUUUUAGAGUCACAGGUUGAGUCAUCAUGGAUCUAGAACAAAUUGUUCUUUUUUAGCAAACACUUUGCACACUUUUUUAUUUUUUAUAUUUUUAUUUUUUUUGAAACACCAUAGUCUCAGCUGGCUAUUCUUAUAAUAGGCCUUACCAGUUCUUUUAGAGGGAUUGGUCUAAAGCAGAGGAGUGUUUUAAAGUGCAAUACUCUACAAAUGUUUUGCCUAACUACUCAGUAUCGUACCCAUAAACUGUGAAGAUAUUUAGAGUAGUCCUACUAAAUUUAGACUUUUUGUUGUAAUGUAUCAAUAGGAUCAAUGAAUAAUAGUUAGAAGGUUUGAUUUCUAAUAUAUUCCACAACAAUUACUCAAAUGUUAACUAACAUCAAUUUCAGUGCCUAGAUAAUUUAACACUGGAAUAUUGGGGAAAAAAAUAUAGAUUUUUUUGUGCAUACUUUAUGCAAUCCACAUAACUCAAGUUUUAAUAAAGUAAUGUGUACUGAAGUUAAAGGUUUUUAUACAGUAUAGUUAGUUUAUUUUUUUUUGAGGGGUGGGAGGGUUUAUAUAUAAUAUAUUGGUCAUUAAGUUUAAUAUAGUAUAUAUUUAAUAGAGGGCACCCUACCCUCACUAAUUUAUUACAAAAACAAUUCUUGCACUAUGUUAGAUUAUGUACAUAUUUGAGAUAACAGUCCUUGCUGUUUAAAAAUAUCUGUCAUGGUUUACAUUUUUAUUGAGUAUAUGUACUGAAAAACCUUGAAAUAAAGAAUUUUAUUCAAAAGAGAA
This is a messenger RNA of Rana temporaria (common frog), 2921 nucleotides long. RefSeq names its product proton channel OTOP2-like. Gene Ontology annotation, biological process: proton transmembrane transport. Gene Ontology annotation, cellular component: membrane. The record is from RefSeq and is a predicted model, not a curated record. The transcript is spliced from 6 exons. Gene Ontology annotation, molecular function: proton channel activity. NCBI's taxonomy places the organism in Eukaryota, Metazoa, Chordata, Amphibia, Anura, Ranidae. Bases 309 to 2048 code for a protein of 579 amino acids.